This is a messenger RNA of Strongylus vulgaris, 401 nucleotides long. The record is from the annotation of a GenBank genome assembly. Lineage: Eukaryota; Metazoa; Nematoda; Chromadorea; Rhabditida; Strongylidae.
AUGCUUCUCGGAGCAUUGAAAUUGAGUACUGUUGAAAAUGAACUUUUACAAUCGGGUGGGGCAACGGAGAAAGACGCAAUUCAGGAACUUGUUAGGAGCUGCUCGCGUGUUUUCAGUGGAAUUUCCAGCUGGAGUUUCUGGAAAUCUCAAAUGGCUCUGGCACAUUCAGCAUCUGACCCUGAUAAUCCUGAGGAUGUAUAUAAAAAGGCUGAAGAGUAUUGGGCACAUGCAAGUAGGGAUAUCGAUGGGAUGCUAGGAGGAUUUGCUCAUUUGCAUACACCGGACAUUAGAGCUUCUAAAGCGUUUAUUAAAAAACUGAGGGCGAAGGUAAGGAAUUUCAGUAAUAUUCAAGAUUUUUGUCUCCUUUGCCAUCUAAAAAAAACCUUUUCUGUUGCCUGAAU